UCAAAGUCAAAGGAAAAAAGAAAAACUAAGGAUGAUAAAUCUGAAACCCUAGUACAUCAUUCACCCUUCCUUGAAAUCCAAAGCAAUCCUUCAGCAUUUGCAGUGUUUGCAAAUGUUCGUCAUCUAGUGCUAGAGAAACAGAUGCAAGAUGCUACUCAGAUGUAUCUUCAAGCUUCAGGGAGCACUGUGUCUGACUCUGAAAGUGAGGAAGAGGAAGAAAAGUCCAAAGACACUGCUGUAAAAGUUCCAAAGAUUGUAGGCAUUGGACUUUGUAGUGUGUUUGAGUUAAUAAAAGAAAGCAGAAAAAAACAUCCAUCUUUAUGCACAAGAGCUCUUCAAGCUUUACUAGACAUGUUACAAGGUCAACAACCAGAAGGCUUAAAGUCUGAACCUUCAGAAAUUAUAGAUACCCUAUUUGACCUCUUACUGGAUAUAGCUGUUUCUCCUCCACCACCUGCAGACAAUGCUCUCAAUGCUGGAAAUCAGCCUUCUCUUACAGCAUAUGCAUGUGCUUGUCUUCUUAGUCUGGUCGUUGCCAGGGGAGACACAGGCAAACUUCUUAGUGCCACAUCAGCUCUACUGAUGAGUCCACGUGCUCUAGCUACAGAAGAAAUUCCAACUCCAGGAAUUAUGACAGCCCUUCAGAGAAGUGUCCAUGCUGUUCUUCUUGGGAAGACCAUACAACCUGAUUGGUUGACCCAUGGAGUGACAAAGUCAUCUCUCUGUGAUACUUUUAGUGUACAAAUACCACAAACCAAGGGAUUACAAGGUUGCUCAAUGGUGUCAGAUGGGAAGUACUUGUAUAUAUUGAAUAAUGGUACUUUCUAUAAAGUUGGGUCAGGAUAUGGGGGAACUGUAAAGGGGCAGAUAAUAAUUAGCAGAGGUGGAAUAAAAACUGAUGAUAAACCUUGGCUUGGAUUUUCUACGAAUCAUUUGUAUCUUCAAUCUCGGAUAGGACUAACAGGUGUCUUAGCAAAAAUUGAUAAAGAGACUUUAAGGGAAAAAGAACGUGUAUUGAUGGAUAUAACAGAAACAGGACCAAGUGCUUGCUUCAGUGAUGGUGAUACUAUAGGCAUGAUUACUGCAUCCAAAGAUGACAGUUUUGUAGUGAAAACCUUCAAUCCUUUAAACUCCCCCAUGCUCUGUGUUCGAGAGCUAACUCUGAAGCUGGCGAGAAAGUGUCUCGAUGUAUAUGGCUCAGGAAUUUUUGAUGAAGAAGCCCUUAGUCACACUGUGGUUUUAGGUACAGAAGAGGAACCAGCUAGUAUAGGAUGUGGGAAAGAUUUUGCAUUAGUUAGGACCUCAUCAGGAAAGAUACUGUUCACAGGAAAAGCUCAGAGUCUUGGGGUCAAACAGGCUAGCCCUGUGCCAGGAAAGUGGGCUGAUCUUCCCAUUACAAAGUCUCCUAAGAUUGUACAUUAUUCUGUUGGUCAUGAUGGUCUCCAUUCCCUCUUGGUUGCUGAAGAUGGUUCUGUAUUUUUUGUUGGCUUAGCAAGGCGAGGAGAGGAUGGAGAUCAGGUGAAAGGACGAAGACAGCCAAAACCAGUCAAGCCAAAGAAGAUGAUUAAGAUGGAGGGACGUCACAUUAUAACAACAGCUUGUAACAAUGGCACAAGUGCGUUGGUCACUAAUGAAGGUGAACUGUACCUUUUCGGUAAAGAUACUGCUCAUGCCGAUCACAACACAGGGUUAGUUACAGAGCUCAAAGAUGUUACAGUUAUGCAAGUAGCACUAGGGAAGGCUCAUGUUGUUACUGUAACUAACAAGGGCCAUGUUUAUACAUUUGGAAUUAAUCACAAAGGUCAGUGUGGUCGAGAGUUUUCACAAGGAGCUGGCAAGGAUGUGGCCUUGCCUGUUGCAAUGGCAACUGCCCCAGAAGAAGAAGGUGAGGAUGAGGAGUUAGAAUGUGAAGAACCAGAGAUCAUGUGUCCUCCUGGAAAACAUAACUGGAAACAAGACCACUGUAUGGUGUGUACAGUGUGUGGAGAAUGUACUGGUUAUGGGUCAGGAUGUAUAGCUAGUGGCAGGGCUGACAGAAACCCAGGAACAUUCUGUGGGUGUGGGGCAGGAGACUCUGGAUGUGCUGAGUGUGGAUGCUGCCGAACUUGUGCUAGAGAAAAUGAUCAGGAAGCAGACUUGGUUGCCUGGGGACAGCUAGCAGCAGGUGCGCUAUCAAACUUCAGACAAGGAAGAGGCAGUAGAAUUGGGGAACGUCUUCGCAAAAAGCUAGAAGAAUAUAGGAUACAAGAAAGAAGAAAACAGAUGUUGCAGUCAAUGAAGUCAAUGAAAUCUGUUCAACCAGGCCUUGGGGUUGCUCUACAACAGGAAUCAAAUGAAAAAUUUGCUGCUCUUGCCGGAGAAGAUGCUGUUGGCAGUGACCAUGAACGGGAAACAACAAAGCUGACUUCUCUCCCUCCAGGAAGAUUGUACUUGCCAAGUGAAGGUUCAGUGGUGCAAGUAGCAUGUGGCAUGCAUCAUACAGUUUUGUUGACACAAAAUGGUGAUAUGUACACAUUUGGCAGUAACCAACAUGGUCAGUUAGGGGUAGGAGAUUUCAACAUUAGAGGAACACCUUGUAUAGUUAAACUACAUGGUGAUGUGAAAAUAACAAGUGUUGCAGCAGGAAGUAACCAUACUGUGUUACUGACUUCUCAGGGUCAUGUCUACACAUUUGGCAGUUACCAGAAAGGACAGUUAUGUAGAACUCCACCUAUAGUAUCAUCUGAAAAUGGCAAAAAAGACAGACUACGAGAAAAAGAUGGGCUUUGGCAUGCUGUUCCAGGGCUUGUUCCCAAUAUUGGUGCUAAUCAUAGUAGACGAGCAACAUGGAUUGGAGCCUCAGGUGAUCAGACAUUUGUGAAAAUUGAUGAAUCUCUCAUCAACUCGCAUAAUCUGUCAAAAUCCAGCGUUGUGGCCAACAAAAACUGUAUAGCAAUCAUUCCACAUGUCAACGAAGGGGGAAGCUCAUUUAAGUGUUUGGUGAUAAAUAAAUUAGAUGGAAGCUGUAGAAGUUUCAACUCUCCUGACCAAGAAGACUUGCAGAAUAAAGCAAUUUGUUUAGAUAGUUUUUUCAACAUUUUGUGGAGUUACCACCCAAGCACACAACUUGUGAGUCGAUACAGCGUGGUAGCUGCAGAAGCUCGCCUUCUGUCGAGUUCUCUUAUAUCUCCAUCCCCAUCUGAUGUGGACACAAACACAAAUUCUCUAUAUCCUCUGCCUAGUGUUUUAAGCCCAGAGCUGGCUUUGCCUACUAAGAUUUCUAGCCCAAUGAGCCGGUCACAUGCAGCCUUACAUAUAUUAGCAUGUCUUGACACCCUGACUGCAGCAGAGAAGCUUCACCUUCAGGUGGAGGAUGAUGAGAAAACUAAGAAACAUUUGUCAAGGAUGUAUAGCAAGGAAGAUUUUUCUGUCGUAAAUCGGUUUGAAAGUCAUGGUGGAGGUUGGGGUUAUUCUGGUCAUUCCAUUGAAGCCAUUAGGUUCAUGGUUGACACUGACAUUCUUCUCGGAGGUUUUGGUCUGUUUGGAGGAAGAGGCGAAUAUACUGCUAAACUUAAACUGUUUGAUAUUGGAACUGAGGGAGGUGAACAGGAGACUGAUGGUGAUCUUCUUGCUGAGACUGAAGAAAUUCCUUAUGAAUGUGGAGCAAGACAGAAGUAUCCCAUGUUGUUUGAUGAGCCGGUAUCCAUAAUGGCUAAUAGAUGGUAUGUAGCUUGGGCAAGAAUAUCGGGGCCAAGCAGUGAUUGUGGUUCCAGUGGUUUGUCAGCUGUCACUACAGAAGAUCAGGUUGUAUUUUGCUUCAAAAGCUCAAAGAAGUCUAAUAAUGGAACUGAUGUUAAUGCUGGACAAAUUCCUCAGUUGUUAUACAGAGUGGUUGCACCAGAUAGUCAUUCUACCAAAAGAGUGCCUGACACAAUUGAACCACUCUGCAUUUUGAGUAAAGAAUUUUCAAGAACUGUUGUCCCAGAUUGUUUCCAUUCUCUACUAAAACUUCUGCGUUGGAGCUGGCAGACUUUCAAAGCUGGCUUAUGUGAAACAGCCCAGACGGCUUCUAUGCCGGCUACAGCAGCUUUGCUGGAUCUCGAGAGACUGAUUUAUAUAUGUGCUGCAAGUCUUCACUUGCUGCGUAUUUAUGUCAGUGAGAUCUAUCCGACUGUGCCAACUUCUAAAACUCCUGUGGAGUCUCCAAAACUAGCAGAAUGUGUAGGUGACACCAGAGCCUUGUUGAGACACAUCCUGUCUGAUCCUAUUCCAUUUGGAACUCUUCAAUCUCAUCGCACUGUGCCAGGCUACCCAAUGCCUUCCUCAUCUCUCUCUCUUCUUGCACGAAUGGUUCACACAAUACUGGAAGAAUGCCAUUUAACUUUUCUCUCUUGCUACCAUGCUUUUUACCCAAGUCCCAGUUUGAAGUGGAGAGGACUUUGUGACCUCCUUUUGACAGUUAAUGUUCCUUGGGAAGGAGAAAGUCCAGAAAAAGACCAUCUCCUUGCAGCAGUUCUUGCUUCUCUGUGUAGUCCAUCAGUUCGUCUAACUUCAACUUUACCCAUCACACUGGAUCACAACAGUGUUAUAGAUCAUACAGUUCAAAGUCCAUCUGAAGAAAAUCCAGAAAUGCCAACUCGAGAUUUGCUGUCUGGCUCAGAUCUAGAAAUAGUAGUAGACUCUGGUGAUGGAAAGAGAUUUCCAGUGCUGGUUGAAUGUAUGACAAGUAGAACAGAAAAAGAAGGUUGUCACUCGGGGCCAUGCACAUUUAAGGAUAUUUUAGAUCGACUUUUAUCCAUUGUUGUUGAACCCAUUCGAACAUUAUUAAGACAAGAUCCUAUUCAUCAUUCUCCAAAACUGGUGUCAAACACUUGUGCUCUUUUAAGUGCCAUUGUUGCUGAGCUAGCCUCCCAAACAACAGGGGCUGUGUUAGACUGGCAUGGAAUGGCUGGACAAAUACUUCAUACAACACCUUCAAGAUUUACUAGGGUUAGCCAGAAUCGAACAUGGAAUACUGGAAAUGGAUCUCCUGAUGCAAUAUCCUUCAGUGUAGACAGACCAGGCAUCAGUAUUGCUGGAGUGACAGUUUAUGGUGGUGUAGGAAGUGAAUGGAAUUAUGAGCUUGAGUUAUUGGAUGAUCAGAGUACAAGCAAUAGUGACCCUUCUCACAUUCAGCGUUGGAAGACACUUGAAGUUGUUCGUGGACGGUAUGGUCCUGAAGAUUGUUAUAGAGAUGUAGCUGAAAUGAAAUUUGAAAAACCUGUUCCAAUUAAGGAAAAUGUCAAGUAUGCUAUACGAUUACGAAACCAUGGAGCAAGGACGAACAAUGGGGACAGUGGUUUGACACAAAUUAAGGGCCCAGAUGGAACCAUCUUCUCUUUCACAGACUGCUCUUUAAGUUUUAAUGGUACAAACCACACUAGAGGUCAGAUACCUCAGAUUCUCUAUUAUAUCACACCUCAAGACUCGGAUAACCAACAAAGCCUGUAUGAUCUAGCAGAACUACAAGCUCGAAAGAAUGUUUUAGGUAUUUGUGAAGCUGUCAUGAAAGCGGCAGCAGAACUUAUGCUAGAAGCCCAAGCAGAAGAAGAGGAGGAUGUUUUGGCAGGUAUCGGGAACUCUCAUCUAGUCACAAUGCUACUUCCAAUGUUGAUGGCUCAUCUCUGUUCUGUAUCUACCUCUGAUCCAAGGUGUGCUGUGCAGGUUCUGCAUAUGGUACAGGAACUUCUUCCUCUGGUGGCCACAGUGAACAAGCGAGGAGUCAAGUGUAUUACUUCACCUACUAAAGGAACAGAGUCAUUUUUUGUGGGAGAGACUUUAGACUCUUCCCUAUCAACAACUUCUUCACAUUAUGCUAGCGUUGAAAGUGACCACCCUUACCGUCCAGCUACAGUUUCUAAUUAUAGGGUGGCAUUUCAUAGUUCAGUCCAGUGGAUGUCAGUUGAGUUUGAUGCUCAGUGUGCAACUGCUCAGGCUGAGGAUAGUUUACAGUUAUAUGUGCCAUGUAAGAACUUCCAACAUGGUGUUCCUCUCCCAAGUGCCCAUGGAGUUACUGUGGUUGGAGACCAGGACAUUGAUGAUGAAAGCUACACUCCUUACUGGCCAAUCAUGAAAAAGUUUAGUGGAAGCAAUGACUGGCCACAGUCAGCUCUAGUUCUGCCAGCUACUUCCUUGUCGGAGAGACCCAAACCUGAAAACACUUCCAAUGUCGUAAAUCUGUCCUCUAAUACAUUAACUGAAACUCAACACAACCUUCUCAGUAAAGGUCUCAACUUUUUUCCUACCCCUAAGAACAUAGAUGAUUUUGAAGUUAUUUCCGAACUUACUGAAUUUGUAUGCAGAUUAAGACUUCAGGAAUUUUUCCACAAUAAACCACUAACGCAAACAAUAUCGGUACACAGUUUGAAGAAAAAUCCACCUGGUGACCCUCCAGUCAACAGAGAACCACACUUAGAGAGCUUUAUUAUUGCAAUUGAGAAUGAAGUAAUUCAAGCCAUUAACUCUGACUUAAAAGUAUGGAAUAAUCUCUCCUACAACGAACAUGCUGCUCUAAUUUAUCUGAAACAUGACAAUGAUGUUAUUAUUAAACAAGCUGACAAGGGCAGCACCAUUGUCAUUCAGGAUAAAUCUGACUGUAUUAACGAAGCUUAUCGACAACUUAAUGACAUAAACUACUAUAAAAAAUGCAUGCCAAAGUUAACUUUAAUGCGACACCCGGUGGAAGUUAUCCCUGCAAUGGCAAAAGUUGCCAAACCUGUGUACAGCUCCCACUCUUCUUUGCUGUCCAAAGGAUUUAUCCUUGCCCAUCCUCCCACUAUCCAUCAAGCCCUAGAAGGAGUACUUCCUUUCAGUAGUCAGUCAAAUGAGCGUCUCUUCUUGAAAGACUUUGUUGCUUGUACUCCAGGAACCAGUGGAGGACGUCUUGCAAGAUGGCUUCAACCUGAGUCCUUUGUUGACCCCAAGCAGUGUGACCUUUUGUGUAGUCAGGAGGAAGUAAAGUGUGGCUGGCCAGCUGUUAUCACAGUUGUGGCUCGUGACCAGUAUGGAAAAAUUGUCCAUGUUCCUAAUCUAAAGGUUGAGGUGAAAGCAGUGCCUAUGAAUCCUUGUGAAAAAGAUGGGAAUACCAUGGACACAAAUAGGAAGCUACCUAGAGUUAGUAAACCAGAGACUGGUACACUUACUUUUGGAGGUCACCCUCCUCCUAAUCUGGAAGUACCAUAUGAGAUUACUGUAAAGGAAAAGAUGUUCUACUAUUCUAUAACCCUUAUGAAGGCUUAUGAAAAUUACUCCUUUGAGGAACUCCGAUAUGUGUCACCGACCAAAAAAAGACUGAUUGAAAACAUGCUGGUCAGGGCCAACAGUGAUGGAACUUACACGGCUAAUUGGACUCCUGGGUCUGUCGGCUGGUAUCAACUGCAAGUGGCUAUUGAUGGUUUUGAUGUUGGGGGCACACAACGAAGGCAGGUUGAAGUUAAAGAACCCCCACAAGGCAUGUUAUUGCCAUCAAAGCAAAUCAAAGAGAAAUUUCCUCACCAACCAAGCAGAUUACGCAAGUUCAUGGCCCAGUAUAGUGCAGGACUUAGAAUUCGAAGUCACCCAUCAUUACAGAGUGAACAAAUUGGCAUCAUACAAGUGAAUAGCACAAUAACCUUUAUAGAUGAGCUACACAAUGAUGAUGGAGUGUGGGUUAGGCUCAGCCCUGAAACCAUUAAGAAGUACUGUCACAAUGGUUAUGUUGAAGGCUGGUGUUUACAGUUUAAUCAACACUUGGGCAAGACAUUGUUAUAUCCAGUAGAAGAACCCAAGUCUGUGCUUGCAGAGUUUUUUAAGGAAUCAAAUUCACCAGUAAAGAAACCUCCUGAAAACAAGUUACCUCACACCAAAGGUUCAGGUGUUUAUUAUGUUGUUAAAUGUGGGGCCUCUGGCCAUAAUGUUCGUAGCCGUCCAAGUUUAAAGGCACCUCCUGUGGGUAUGCUGGUACUGGGAAAUACUGUCACUGUUAUGGAAGAUGUUUCAAACACAGAUGGCUGUUGGGUAAAGUUGGACAGAGACAGCAUGCAGAGGUACUGUUUCAACAUUGAUGGUGAAGCAUGGUCACUAGCCCAGAGUCGUACAGAAAUGAUCUACUUACAGCAUGAAACAGAGGUCAUGCAAGCUGGUGACAGUGAUGAGGAAAGAGACAAACCAAACCCAUUUGGCCUACCUGUGGAACCUGUACUUUCCUCUGGGGCUCCAGGACUAUCUCCAUUUGGGGCAUCACAGAGCUACAGGAAGGGAUACGACUUUGCUAGUGUAGCAUCCCAUUCACCUGUUUUUGGAGGCCUCAACCCUGCAGGAAUGUUUACAUUUGGUAGUGGAACUUCAGAUCAUGAAGGGGGAUCUUCUGGCUCAGCCAGUCCUUUUGUGUUUGGAUCCCCAGUUUCAACACCAUCCACUUCAAUGAACACUUUGGCAGAAUCUGAGAAAACAGAGACUGAUCGGUCAGAAAGAGAUUCACUCAGUAGUGGAGGUAGAGUUGCAGCUCUACAGAAGUGGCUUAGGGAGGAAGUGAUUCAUCGUACAAGCAGUGACUUCCGUAUUACACCACCAUCACUGCCAAGAGAUGUUCCACCUGAGCUUCAAGGAGUCUCUGUGAAAGAACUUGUAAAAGCAAUAGGAGAAAGUCGUGCUAAUGGGAAUGCUGCCACUCCCCCUCGUACUCCACCUUCAACUCCUCCUGUUAUUAGGCGAGCUUCUCGCAGUGUUAGCCCAAAGCCUUCCACUGGAUCUCCCAAACUUUCAAGUCGUAGUUCUAGCCCUAUAGCAAUUCCUGCUCGAUCUAUGAGUGUUGGGCCUACCUGUGCUCUCCACCUGGAACAUGGUUACCUUGGUGAGACACCAUCUGUUGGUGCUUCACCAAAAAAUUAUGGAAAACCUUCACGGGUUACACAGACUUUGUCUCAAGAUAGUGUCAACUCUUCUCCUUCAGUUGCUGUAACCAAAGUGACACCUGCCACUCCUCAUAGAGGAUCUCUUCGUAGUGAUUCCAGUGUCAGUUCUCACCUUGGAAGUAUUUUGCGGGAAUUGUCUCACAGUUCUGCUACUGGCUGCAUGGGUUGUAUAACCCAAAGAAACACUAUAAGUCCACUUAGCACACCUGGAACAACUCCGGGAACUCCAGGAACACCCAAAAAGGAAGUAUCUACAAAUCCAAGCACUAAGUGUGUAACACAAGCAGGCACACAGACAAGUCCAGAUGAAAGUGUGAAAAGUCAUUUUAGUAUUGGUAGUAAAAGUGGAAAAGAAGAAUUGCCACGCCUCUCCCCCAAGAUGUCUCGUAAAGAGCGUGGUUCUAGACAACUACGAAGCAAGAGAGAUAGGGCCCAUUCUCCAGCUUCUCUGAGUCAUGAAAAAGGACCUAAAGAGAAGUCAUCAAGUAAAGAACCAGUUAAAGAAGCUGUGUCACCCUCAGUUGCAGAAUGUUUGCGUGCUGUGUUUGCUGCAUUUUUAUGGCAUGAGGGCAUCAUUCAUGAUGCCAUGGCUUGUGCCUCUUUUCUGAAGUUCAAUCCAAAUUUGUCCAAACAUCUGUCCUAUAGGUCACGCAGCGACACCAAGAAUAGGAAGGAAGGUGGGUCUCUGACUAAAGAACAGAAAGCACGAUUUCGACACUCUGUUGAAGUUUCAGCACACAAUCUGCUUAAUAUUCAACCCUCAUCUCUUGAAGCCUUGACUCAACUACCACUUAAUGCUAAUAUCAAUAAAAACAAAAUGCGAAAAACUUCAGCACCGAUCACAGAGGAAAUGGACUCUCCUGCAACUACAGCUUCCAAAGAACAACAAACCCAAAGUAGUGUUCGAACUUUCACCUCAUGUGGUACUGGUUCCAAGUCAUCCAGGAACACAGAACUACCACAGUCUUUGCAAAAUAUGGUAAUUUUAUGGGAACAUAUAUCAGCUGCCAGCCAGAGGGCCAUCAACCAACAGCUCAUAUUUCCUGGACCAAUGGGCUCAGCCAAGGUCCUUCAGCGAGCAGAAAAAGAAAAACCUGAACCAGAGAAGGAUAAGAAAUUAAGAAAGAAAGAGUUUAAACAGAAUAGACCUGUACGUGGUAAUUUGUUUGGUGAGGCAAGCGGUGGUCCUGUGGGCGGAGUCGAGAAAGAGACAAUGUGUGAACUAUGUGGUCAGUUGUUUCCUCACCCUGUUACUUAUCACAUGCGUCAGGCUCACCCAGGGUGUGGGGACCAUGCAGGUGGCAAGGGGUACAAUAGUGGAGGUAAUUUUUGUGGAGGCUGGGCAGGGAACUGUGGUGAUGGAGGCAUGGGAGGCAGUAGUUGGUACCUGAUAUGUGAUCGUUGUCGUGAAAAGUAUUUAAGACAAAAGAAACAAAGUGCAGUGAAGGACAAAACAAAGAAAUCUCGGAAAAAAUCAACCCUGACAAAACUUCUGUCUCCUCUUCCACCAAUGGAGGCUCAUCAAGUGAUGAAUAAUGCUCUGUUUCUUCUUGAAAUUUCAAGUGCAGCUGGUUCUGGUCUUCCAUCUAAAGCAGUCACUCCUCUACGGUUGAAUUCAUACAAUGGGAUGCCAUGCUUAAGAGAACAACAUUCAAUAAUGGAGAACGGUCCAUUCCCUGUGACCUCUUUCCAGUGUCUGGAAAUGUUAGGGGUACAACAAGCAUAUAACACAAUGCUUGGAGAAGAAUUCCUCUCGGAAGAGGAAAUACGGGCUUUUCAGGUAGGCAAUGAAGGCAUGAGCUACACAGCAGGACAGAAUGAUUCACCACAGGGUAUCAUGCGUUCCAUCACAAUGAAUGGAGAAGGAGAUCUGAAUACAGGCAGUAGUGUUCUUCGACGAGAAAGAAGGAGAACCAGAGGAUCAAGGGAUUCUUCUGGUAGACCUUUUCACAGGUCUAUAUCAGUUGGGUUAACCAUGAAAGAUUGGAACAAGCAAGAUUUAGAAGGACUCAGUGAUGGGCGUGUGGUAAUGACAAGAAAACGAAACAAUAGCAGUGGUUGUGAAGAAGGGAGCUCUUCAUUUUUGUGUCAGCCAUCCAACACCUUGACAAAACUGAUAUCCAUGGCAACAGAACGAGCUGGGGCAGUAAUGGAAUUUCCUUUACGGCGUCCAGUUAUGAUGUUCAUUUUACAGCGACUAGAUUUGGAGAGUCUACAACUGGCCAUGAAACAAGCAUUGAGAAAAGCUGCUUGUCGUGUCUUUGCUAUGCAGGCACUAAACUGGUUGCUACGAAGUGUGACCCAACCUACUUCUCUUCAUGAUGUUCUGUGGUGUUUUGUGGCAGCUCUUUCUCCUUCUCCACCUGAUAGAAGUGAAGAAGAAGAGGGAGACCAAGAAAUUGGAGAGAAAAAAGAGCAUGACACUCAGCAAGAACGGGAGUUGGGUGUUUGUGAACACCCUCUGUCAGACAUCACCAUAGCUGGAGAAGCAGCAUAUCCAUUGCCACAGACCUUUCAUGAUCUUCUUCAAACAAUUUCUGACUUAAUGAUGCUUUUGCCAAUGGGCUCGGCCCUCCAACAGAUGGCCAUGCGGUGCUGGUGUCUCAAGUUUCAACCUUCAGACCAUACUUUUCUGCAUCACAGUCACGUGUUCUCUAACAUCAGCAAGAUUUUAUCCCGUUCGGAUGAAGAAGGGGAUGAUUUGAUGGGGAGUCAGGUUGAGGUGGGACAGGUAACAGCAAUAGUAGAAUCUCAGAAGGAUGUUACCCCAAUGAUGGAUAUCAAAACUUCAAGCCGUCAGGCUAUGGUUGGUAGCCUCACAGACAAUUCUACAGAAACUUUCUGGGAAAGUGGAGAUGAAGACAGGAAUAAAACAAAAAUUAUAACUAUAACAUGUAAUGCUCAAGCUCAGCCCAAGACAGUCUAUCUGCAUAUAGAUAACUGUAGAGACUUGGGGAAUAAAGUGUCGAGUGUAACGUUCAAGUCGGGACCAAACCAAGAUGAAUUUCGUAAACUAAAACAGCUUGAAGUAGAAAGUAGGUAUGCUGGUUGGGUUAGCUGUUCUAUACCAGAUGCAGGGAACACAGUCAUUCGGCUUGAAGUCAAAGGUCCAGAUAACACACUCAGACUUCGCCAGGUCAAAGUUUUAGGCCAACAAGGACAAGUCAUCGUAGCAGCCAAGGCAUUAAAUGCAGGUCAUAUUCAACAACGAAACUGUGAGUCUGAAACCUUGAAAGUUUUCAGACUUCUUACUUCACAGGUGUUCGGAAAACUGAUCAUCGGAGAGGCAGUGGAGUUAAGGGAAAGAAAAGAGUCAGAUAAUAGAAGUGAUAAACAGCAGCCUGAGGAAGGAAGUAGCAACGAUUUAAAAGAACACAUGGUUGGAAUUCUCUUCAGUCGCAGCAAUAAACUAACACAUCUGCAAAAGCAGGUAUGUGCACACAUUGUAGCAGCAAUCCGUAAAGAGGCAGCCAGGGUGCGAGAAGAGUGGGAGGCUCUUCUAUGUAGCAAGUCCCAGUCUGUGGAAGAACUACCAAAAUCCUCAGAUGCAUAUUGCUUUGAGAUGCUUUCCAUGGUAUUAGCUCUCAGUGGAUCAGCAGUUGGACGGACGUACCUUGCCCAGCAAGGGGGAUUGUUGCGUGACCUACUUAGCUUACUACACACAGGAUCGGCUCGUGUCCAGAGACAAGUCACCUCCCUCCUUAGAAGAGUGCUUCCUGAAGUCACCCCACAGGCUCUAGGAUCUAUUCUAGGAGUACCUUCAUUACCCCCUACAGAUUUCAGCAUCAUUUCAGAAGCCAGUAAAAUGCAAAAUGGGGUAGCAGCAUUUGAUAUCCACAGGAUAGGAGUUUUAGAUGUCUUUCUAGCUUGUGUUGCCAAGGCACUGACUGUCCAAUCUAAAGUAAAAGGUGCUGGUGCCACCAGUGGCAAAGGGAUUACCACUGUAACUCUUGCCACAUCCAUUCAUCCUAGAGACUUUGUUGGUGCUCGUUGGUGGCUUCGAGGCUGUAUGGCUCGCAAGUUAGCUGAGGUCAUUAUACAACUUUUAAAGGAUAUGGCUGCUGGAAAGUUAACAGAAGCAUGGGCUACUGUUACAAAAGGUGCCAUAGCAGAAAAUGUAUUAAAUUUGACCAAGUUGGAAGAGCAUUACAGGACCCCUCAGGAAUGUUUGAGAACACCCACGUUGUGGUUGGCCCUAGCAUCUCUGUGUGUCCUUGACCAUGAUCAUGUCGAACGAUUAUCAUCAGGCCAAUGGGUCGGAGCCACAGAUGGUCAGCCAUCACAUCAUAGGCCUACUUGUGACAACCAUGAUGAUGGAGAAACUUUGGCUAUCAUCUUGUGCAAUACCUGUGGCAACUUGUGUGCUGACUGUGAUAGAUUUCUACACUUGCACAGAAAGACCCGUUCCCACCAAAGACAGGUAUUUAAAGAAGAAGAAGAGGCCAUCAAAGUUGACUUGCAUGAAGGCUGCGGGAGGACAAAACUUUUCUGGGUUAUGGCUCUAGCAGACUCUAGAACCUUGAAGGCUAUGGUAGAGUUCAGAGAGGGAACAAGAGAUAAGACAACCACUUCCUCAGGAACAUGUAGAUUUUGUGGGGCUACAGGUCAAACUGGAUUACUUGCCAUCGGUAAUGUUUGCAGUGAACCAGAAUGUCAAGGGCAUGCUCGCGGUGCUUGCACAAAGCUCCUGCCUUGUGGCCACAUGUGUGGGGGAAUACGCAACGAGAACACUUGUUUACCAUGCCUGCACGGUUGUAACGGCGAAGCUUCUGGACUGCGGCAGGAUGGGGACGACAUGUGCAUGAUCUGUUUUACAGAGGCACUGGCUUGUGCCCCAGCUAUUCAGCUUAAAUGUGGACACGUUUUUCAUCUUCACUGUUCCCGUGCUGUUCUAAGUAAACGAUGGUUAGGACCACGAAUAACUUUUGGAUUCUCUUUAUGUCCAAUUUGCAAGGCUCCAAUGGAGCAUCUAGUGUUAAAAGAUCUUCUUGACCCAAUCCGUGCCCUCUAUGAGGAUGUAAAGCGUAAGGCCCUUAUGAGGCUAGAAUAUGAAGGAUUACACAAAGCUGAAGCUAUCACAACCCCAGGUGCUCGAUUUUAUUCAGACCCAUCAGGGUUUGCCAUGGAGAGAUAUGCUUAUUAUGUUUGUUUCAAGUGUAAAAAGGCCUACUAUGGGGGAGAAGCAAGAUGUGAUGUUGAAGCUGGAAUAGCUGAAGAUUACGACCCAACAGAGCUUGUCUGUGGAGCUUGCUCAGAUGUUUCCCGAGCUCAGAUGUGUCCAAAGCACGGAACAGACUUUUUGGAGUACAAAUGUCGCUACUGUUGCUCAGUGGCUGUCUUUUUCUGUUUUGGCACAACACAUUUCUGUAAUGCUUGCCAUGAUGAUUUCCAGCGAGUAACAAACAUACCAAAAAAUGAAUUACCUCACUGUCCUGCAGGUCCAAAAGCCAAACAGCUGGAAGGAGAGGAAUGUCCGCUACAUGUGAAACAUCCACCUACAGGGGAAGAGUUUGCACUUGGUUGUGGUGUCUGUAGGAAUGCUCACACAUUCUAAAAGAUGAUGAGGGAUGGUGUAGUUGAAUAAUACACUUGUAAUAUAGUCUGUGGAAAAUUCCUUACAAAAAUUUGGGGUAGUAAUGAAAAAGGUCUUUCUAAUCAACACUGUGGUUUUUACAUAAUGAUUAAUGUUUAAAACAACAUUGGAGUGGAUGGGUUCUGCAAGAUUGUGAUUUGCAGACAUUUGAAAACUUAAGGUCAGUUUUGUAUGCAUCAUUACAAUAUAGUGUUUUAGUGUUUUUCUUUUCUAGAUACUCCAAUAAAGAUAUAUAUGGCAAAAAGUAUUAUAAAACCAAUAUUGUGUGUAAGUAUUGAAUUCUGCCAGUUAUAGCUGGUAAGUGGUUCAUUCAUUCAUACAGCAGUGUUAUUUAGUACAGUUUUAUGUUCAGGAAUUAUCUUGUACAUAUUAGUUGUUACCCCUAAAUAUAGAAUGUGAACAAACUUCAAGUUUGAAUCAUUUCACCAUCUGUCUCCAUUACAGAUUUUUAGUAUACUUUGUGUAAAUUUUUUUUUUGUCAGAAGAAAAUGAGAGUCUAAUACAGGCAAGUUAAUUUUUAUGCUGUGAUAUGUUUGUAUCAUAUGUGUCAUUGAUUUCUGUUUUCAUUUGAUGUUGCCCUGAAGUAGAAGCAAUAUUAUAUCCUGUUAACAAUGAAUCAAAAAGUUGUGAAGCUAUCUAUAUAGUACAAUUUUGGCUUGAUAUUUAACCUUCAUUGCUUUAAGUAAAACUUUUAUUAUCUUUUUCCAUACAUUUCUAAUUUCUGUGUUCUUCCUCAAUAUGUAAGUGAUGAAACUUGAAGAUGCAGACCUUCCAGAGUCUCUAUCUAAACUUUAAAUCUCAAUCCUUGAAUUAAUGUUUUGUUAAAGUUUGUGUAAUUGUCUUGUUUUGGCACAUUUCCUCAAUGUUAAAUGACGUGGCUUGAAGAAGAUCCAGACCUUCCAAAGCUGGUGUUUCUGAAAGAAGGAACUUGAAGAGUGUUUCUUGUAACUUGUUAACCCGAAUCAUUUUUGGGUUCGAUUGUAACUAAAAAAAAAUAAAUAAUAAUAAACAUUUUAUCUGGUAA
Molecule: messenger RNA, 15526 nt
Organism: Limulus polyphemus (Atlantic horseshoe crab)
Lineage: Eukaryota; Metazoa; Arthropoda; Merostomata; Xiphosura; Limulidae
Product: E3 ubiquitin-protein ligase MYCBP2-like
Cellular component (GO): nucleus
Source: RefSeq, a predicted model, not a curated record